Messenger RNA from Cordyceps fumosorosea ARSEF 2679, 564 nucleotides. RefSeq lists its product as hypothetical. The transcript has 2 exons. Gene Ontology annotation, biological process: regulation of DNA-templated transcription. Bases 1 to 564 code for a protein of 187 amino acids. The record is from RefSeq and is a predicted model, not a curated record. NCBI's taxonomy places the organism in Eukaryota, Fungi, Ascomycota, Sordariomycetes, Hypocreales, Cordycipitaceae. Gene Ontology annotation, molecular function: DNA-binding transcription factor activity.
AUGUCGUCCCACACAUCAAGCCCGGCCUCACCCUCGUCGCCAAGGAAGAUUUCCAAAGCAAAGGCCAAAGACCCCGACUGGGCCGACGUGACCGACCCCGAACAGCGUCGACGGAUCCAAAACCGCAUCGCGCAGCGCAAAUUUCGCGAAAAGGCGAGGGAGAGCAGGGAAAAGGCCGAGCGCGACGCGCGGAACCUCGAGCACGCCGGCAAUAGCUACCGCAUCCCCGGCGGUGCGGCCGACGUCCUCGGCGACAGCGGCGCGCCGUCCGGCCUGCCCUGGGGCGGCGUCCACCUGGGCCACGUCGUCGCGCGCGGGCACGAGGCGGAGAGCAGGCGCGGCCGGCACACGCACGCGGGCGACGACAGCAGCAACCCGUCGAGCAACGGCUACUCCCUGACGGCGGCGUCGUACGGCGGCGGCGGCGGUCAGCCGGUGAUGCCGCAGGUCGUUGUCGGUUACGGUGCUGUCGGCGGUGGCGGCGGGGAGGAUCAGGUCAUGGACGACUCGCCGUACCUUUAUUGCAUAGGCUCGCCUCCCAUGCCGGCGUUUUUUACAGGAUGA